Molecule: messenger RNA, 1334 nt
Organism: Aricia agestis (brown argus)
Lineage: Eukaryota; Metazoa; Arthropoda; Insecta; Lepidoptera; Lycaenidae
Exons: 4
Coding region: 211-1308 (365 amino acids)
Molecular function (GO): protein binding
Source: RefSeq, a predicted model, not a curated record
UUGGUUAAUAUUGGGAUCGUAAAAAAUAAAAAUAUAUUGUAUGUGAAGGUCGCUAGGCGACUUUCUAUAUAAUAUUUUGGAAGAAAAGUGUAACAGCCCUCCAUAUUAUUCAAAAUAGUAUAAUUUUCUUGUGAUAUCCCGACGGAAAAGUGUUUUCCAAAACACAAAAAUGGCAGCCAAAGUCUAUCUUUAAAUAGACCCGACGUUUGUAUGUUUUCUUUCCGUAAGUCUUCUAUAUUCGUAAGAAACAUGUGGAAAUGUGGAACUCGCCGCUUCAGAGACACCGUAGAGAGAGGAGCAAAUCAGUAUGAUAAGUGCAGUUCGGCGGGAAUCAAUCCUCCGUGGUGCGAGUUUUUUGCAAAGUUCGAUAAGAAGGAAAGACACAACGAAUCGCCUUGUUGUUGGUUCAAUCCACGGAAGUGCUGGAAUUCAUUUUACAAAGAGAACGAUACAAAUCAAAAACGAUGGAACUUCGAACAUCUGAAUCGCACUUGGAUCGGUGCCAUUGCAUGGAGCAGUGCACUUGUGUUCUCAUGGUACACGAGUCAUCUCAUCCAUCUUAACGUCAAGAAGAAUCGCAAGGACAAGAAGAAGUAUUGUGUACCCAAAAUACACAACAUAUUAGAUUCCUUGCCUGCACAAUACUCAAAGAAAUCUGUGCUCAACUUGAAUUUGAGUUCUCAAAUAGAAAAGUUUCUUGGGGGUUCGCAAGUGUAUGCUGUGUCUAAUGACAGUAGCGAUGAUAGGUCAGAGGCCCACACCAGUAGCGGAGUUUGGACCAGCCACAGUGGAUCAAUUGAUGACGACUUGGGUCAAGUACUCAACUCUAUUGAGAAUCAACUGGGGUUAUCCGAAAUUGAAAAUGGAAAUUACGAUAAUGGCUUGAGCUUAUUGAGAUCUGCAGCUAGUCGCAAUCACGCUCCAGCCAUCUACAACUUGGCAUUGUGUUAUGAGAUGGGACGAGGGGUGCCCGUUGAUGAGAAAAUAGCCAUGGGGCUAUACCGUACCGCUGCGUCAAUGCACCACGCUGGCGCACUAUUCAACCUGGGAGUUUACUACGGCCAGGGGCGGGGAGGCCUACCCCGUGACCACGUGACAGCAAAGCGUCUCCUCAAACUGGCAGCGGUGCAGGGACAGGAGGAAGCAGUUAAAGCCAUCAAGCUGCUCGACCCGGACACAGGAAAUAAGUCACCAGACAGCGCAGUCGACUCAAUAAUAAAUGACAAGAAGGAUGCACCGACUGUCUCAUCGCUUUUCAUCCAAAACUUGCAACUGCAAAAUUUUAAUUACGAACCGAUAGUGUUUUAAUUAUUUUUAAAACACACGCAUUUAUG